CACAACAGAGCCCGUCUUUCGUCCGGUAGUACGAGUCAGUCGUCAUGGUCCGCAUCACACGUCCCGAAACGCCUGUGCCGCCAGGCACCGGCAAGGGGAAGGGCAAGGGCAAGGGCAAGGGAGGCUUCGUCACCAAACGACACACUGUGCCACGCGACACCAUUCUAGGUAGGUGACAGACGGACAGCUAGAUGUGCACACAAGAAUCAACACAUCCAAAUGGUCGCAUUUGACUCUUGUGUGUGUUCGGUUGACAGGCAUCACGAAGCCAGCGAUUCGUCGCCUGGCACGCCGGGGCGGCGUCAAGCGGAUCUCGGCGCUCUGCUAUGACGAAAUCCGCGCGACGCUCAAAAAUGUAAGGCAGCGCCCGCAGGCAGUGGAGGUUCACUCACUGGGGUGUGUGUGUGUGUGUGUCAGUUCCUGGAGAAUGUCAUCAAGGAUGCCGUCCUGUACACCGAAUACGGCAACCGGAAGACCGUCACUGCUGUGGUCAGACAGAGAGAAAGACACAGGGGAUGCAGCUCACUUCGCUGUGUUCUGUUCCGUGUCGUUUCUCACUCUUCCCACUGCAGGAUGUGUUGUAUGCCCUCAAGCGCCGCGGCAGGACGCUCUACGGCUACGCUGACUGAUCAAUGGGAGCCGGUGCACACAUCAGGAUACGCAGCCUGUUAGCUUAGAG
Vitrella brassicaformis is the source of this 679-nucleotide messenger RNA. The record is from the annotation of a GenBank genome assembly. Lineage: Eukaryota; Vitrellaceae.